AUGAAGACAAAAGCACGCAACCAAAGCAACUUCAUGCGAGUCAUUACAAUCCCAGUAAGACUUUUGUGUAAAGCAAGGGAUAUUUAUGUUAAAAGCAUGACAGACUGCUCGAUGAGGAUGAGUUAUGGAUCACCUCCCGUGGCCUUGCCAGCAGGACAACACCAUCCCUUGCCCAGGACUUUCAGUGUUGGCUCAUCGAGGUCUGAUGACACUGAAGAUUACAGAGAGCUUGUUAGAGCUGCCUCUGCCAGGAGCUUCGGUCACAGAAAUGAAAUUGAGAUGUACAUGCAGCAAUUUAGGCAGCAGCAAUCAUCGAUAAUCAUGGAAUCCAAAAAGGUGUUGCCAAAGAGUUGCAGUGUUGGAAUGGGUUUCAUGGGAAGGAUUGAUGAAGAUAAACCAUGUGAUUUUGAAGCAAGUGGUGUUGUUGCAAAGCCACAAUUGGGUCCAAGAAGCAGAAGCUAUGCUGUUGGAAAAGGAAGGGCUGCCUUCUGA
Molecule: messenger RNA, 492 nt
Organism: Dovyalis caffra
Lineage: Eukaryota; Viridiplantae; Streptophyta; Magnoliopsida; Malpighiales; Salicaceae
Source: the annotation of a GenBank genome assembly